This is a messenger RNA of Onychomys torridus (southern grasshopper mouse), 1817 nucleotides long. It is a transcript of the gene Slc38a11, whose product is annotated as solute carrier family 38 member 11. The record is from RefSeq and is a predicted model, not a curated record. The transcript is spliced from 12 exons. Bases 261 to 1655 code for a protein of 464 amino acids. Gene Ontology annotation, biological process: amino acid transmembrane transport. Gene Ontology annotation, molecular function: amino acid transmembrane transporter activity. NCBI's taxonomy places the organism in Eukaryota, Metazoa, Chordata, Mammalia, Rodentia, Cricetidae.
UAUCCCUGUGCUCUGGGUGACGGGAGAUUGGGCUGUGGGUUGGAAAUACCCUACAGCAUCCGCACCAGCAGCAGCCAGGGGGAGAACCCGCCCCGGUGAAGGCGGAGACCUGUGAGCUGCAUCCUGGCGCCCAGGGUACCGAGAGCCGUGGAACCGGCUCCCUCCAUCUCUCUGGCGACCUUAACUGCAGGCAAAACGGCAGGGGAGCCUGGCCAGGUGGGAGCCGGCUUCCCAGCCCCAGAACCUUCCGUUGUGCAGACAUGAGCUACCAGCAGCCGCAGCUGAGGGACCCAAGGCAGAGAGAAACAGAUCUGAGUGACAGAGAAAGCCUGGUCUCCGGACACGAACACCAAGGGAAAUCGUGUCAGUCUACAGCUGUGUUCAACGUAGUCAAUUCUGUUAUAGGAUCUGGAAUAAUAGGAUUGCCUUAUUCAAUGAAGCAAGCUGGAUUUCCCUUGGGAAUGCUGCUUUUAUUCUGGGUCUCAUAUAUUACAGACUUUUCCCUCAUUUUAUUGAUAAAGGGAGGAGCCCUCUCUGGAACAGACUCCUACCAGUCUUUGGUUAACAAGACCUUUGGCUUUCCAGGAUACCUGCUGCUCUCUGCCCUACAGUUUAUGUACCCUUUUAUAGCCAUGAUAAGUUACAACAUAAUAACUGGAGAUACUUUGAGCAAGGUUUUUCAAAGAAUCCCAGGAGUUGAUCCCGGAAGUUUGUUUAUUGGUCGGCACUUCAUUAUUGUGGUUUCAACAGUUACAUUUACUCUGCCUUUGUCGCUGUACCGAGAUAUAGCAAAGCUUGGAAAGAUCUCUCUCAUUUCUACAAUUUUAACAAUUCUAAUUCUUGGAAUUGUAAUGACAAGGGCAGUUUCCUUGGGGCCAAACAUACCAAAGACAGAAGAUGCUUGGGUAUUUGCAAAGCCCAACGCCAUCCAGGCUAUUGGGGUGAUGUCUUUUGCUUUCAUUUGCCACCAUAACUGCUUCCUGGUCUAUGGUUCUCUCCAAGAGCCCACGGUAGCUAAGUGGUGCCGGGUCAUCCACACGUCCAUCUUGGUUUCUGUACUUAUUUGUGUGCUCUUUGCCACAUGUGGGUACUUGACUUUUACUGGCUUCACUCAAGGAGACUUAUUUGAAAAUUACUGCAGAAGUGAUGACCUGGUGACCUUUGGGAGGUUUUGUUAUGGCAUCACCGUCAUUUUGACAUACCCAAUUGAAUGCGUUGUGACCAGAGAGGUAAUUGCCAAUGUGUUUUUUGGUGGGAAUCCUUCAUCAGUGUUCCACAUCAUCUUAACCGUGGUUAUCAUUACUGCAGCCACACUGGUAUCAUUGCUGAUCGAUUGCCUUGGAAUAGUUUUAGAACUCAAUGGUGCGCUCUGUGCAGCUCCUUUGAUUUUUAUCAUCCCCUCAGCGUGUUAUCUGAAAUUAUCCGAAGAACCAAGGACACACACAGAUAAGAUAAUGGCCUGUGUCAUGCUUCCGGUUGGUGCGGUGGUGAUGGUCGUGGGAUUCGUCAUGGCCAUUACAAACCCUCAAGACUGCACCCAUGGGCAGGAAAUGUUCUAUUGCUUUCCUGACAACAUCUCCCUCACAAACACCUCCCAUUCUCAUCUUCACCUGACAACACAGCCUUCCCUUUUGAACGGCAGCAUCUUUCAGUGACUUGGCUGCUUUAAACAAUGUGUGUGUUCUCAGAGAUGCCUACGCCACCUCUCAAUACCCACGUGUGUCAGUCUCUUUGUCACUUGGGAUCACUGACAUGUAUCAAGACUUGUGUGUCCUUACUCUUUCCAGCAAUGUGAAAAAUAAAGAAAUUUGAAUAUA